UCAUCCUUGGCGCCUCCUGCUCAUGGCUGAUCCUUUCGCUUCACAGCUGGAGUGCCUCCUGGUGGGAUGAGCUUUGUUCCCCAUUGCAUUCCUGAUGUGAUUGAAGCCAUAAACGAGACGGACAACAGUGUUUCCUCAGCAGUUGUGUCUCUGCUGCUGUUGCUGAUGGGAAACUUUGGGAAACAGGAGAAAAGAUGAAUGCAGGUGAAGUCUGAGCGGGUCAUCUUCUCAUGUUGGGUCUCUGGAGUUGAACCCUCUGCCACGGUCCUGGCACGAGGGGGUUUUGCUGUCCUGGGGUGGGGGAGGAGAGGUUUUGUUCCAAAUCCUGCAUCCAUACUUGCAUUCUGUCCCCAACAGCUCUAGGAGCCACAGAAUCAUAGAAUGGUUUGGGUUGGAAAGGACCUUAAAAAUCAUCCAGUCCCCUGUCCCUGUCAGGAGCAGGGACACCUCCCACUUGAUCAGGUUGCUCAAAGCCCCAUCUGACCUGGCCUCCUAAACCAUUUCCCAAAGCACCACAGGACUGUCUUAUGUUGCUUUUUCCUUCCACUUCCCUCAUUUGCCGUGUUUUGAGGAACAAGGGACCUCAUAAUACCUGAAGGGGCUACAGGAAAGCUGGAGAGGGACUGUUUACAAAGGCUUGUGGUGAUAGGACGAGAGGCAAUGGGGAUAAACAGGGGAGAGGUAGAUUUAGACUGGCCAUAAGGAGGAAUUUCUUCACAGUGAGGAUUUCAAUACAGUCUGGGGGACAAUGUGAUUGCGAGCAGUUCUGCGGAGAAGGACUUGGGGUGCUGGUGGGUGAGAAGCUCGACAUGAGCCAGCAACAUGCAGUUACAGCCCUGAAGGCCAAUGGUACCCUGGGCCGCAUCAAAAGGAGUGUGGCCAGCAAGGCAACGGAGGUGAUUCUGCCCCUCUACUCGGCUCUUAUGAGACCCCAGUUGGAGUCCUGUGUUCGGUUCCCAACAGAAGAAGGAUAUGGAACUGUUGGGAUGGGUCCAGAGAAGGCUAGGGAGAUGAUCAGAGGGCUGGAGCACCUCUGCUACGAGGCCAGGCUGAGAGAGUUGGGGUUGUUCAGCCUGGAGAAGAGAAGGCUCCAGGGAGAACUUAGAGCAACUUACAGUACCUGAAGGGGUUCCAGGAAAGCUGGGGGGGCUCUUGACCAGGGAGUGCAGGGAUAGAAUGAGAGGAGAGUGGUUUUAAGCUGAAAGAGGGGACAUUGAGAUGAGAUCUUGGGAAGAAAUGUUCUUCUGUGAGAGUGGGGAGGCCCUGGCCCAGGUUGCCCAGAGAAGCCGUGGCUGUCCCAUCCCUGGAGAUGUUCAAGGCCAGGUCUGGAUGGGCCUUGAGCAGCCUGAUCCAGUGGGAGGCGUCCCUGCCCAUGGCAGGGGGUUUGGAACUGGAUGAUCUUUGAGGUGCCUUCCAACCCAAACUAUUCUAUGAUUCUCUGUUAGAGAACAGCCUCCCUGAGGAGCUCAGGAAGUACUUUUAACACCGCUUUGUUGUGCUGAUGUGGAGGAAAAGGAGGAGGAAACUGCAUAAUGAAACCAACUGAUCUUUGGAUCCUCCUCGACCAAGUUGGUCCAUCGUGUCUGUGGCUGCUGUAAACGUGAUAAAGGAGUUUAUCAUCCACAGCGCGGUGUCACAAUAAAGUAAAAGUGAAACCGCACGAGUGGUGGUUGCCAAUAAUUCUCCUGUCGGAAGGAAGCCCAUCCCGUGCUUGUGGGUUGGUGUUUUGUCCCGUCAACGGAAGAGAAGAUCUCCCACAGGUUUCAACAGUGAAGCGAUUUAAAAAAACACACCUCACAGCCACUGACUGCGAAGCUCUGGCGCAGAGCCCAGAAGGUUCGUCCUCCCUGACGCAACCAUUGAGUCAAAGACGAAGUAGAGGAGAUGUAAACAGGGGCCUCCAUCCCACCCACUGGACACGGAGACAUCCAGGAGGCCAAGGUCAGCAGAAGAGCAUCACAGAUUACUUCAGGAUCUCUGAGACACGAGUAGGUGCUGGUGGGAUGAAGAACAGUGGAUUCAAAGAAGAGCUACUGGAUCUCAUCUUUGCUGAAUCUGACGAUUCCUUCAGCACCGUGAUGGAGAUGAGUGGUGAAUCCCGCUCUUUUCUGACGGGUGAGGACCUUCUAUCAACUCCCAGGGAAAGCUCCAGGAAACGGCAUUUGUCCACUGCAAGUGUUCACAAGCAAGAGCACGAUUUGUGGAGUGAGCCUGAGAAGAAGACAAUGUUGGUUCACCCAGAACACAUCCAGAUCAAGCAGGAACUUGAUGAUAUGGAUAUUGAACCAGUCCCUGAUGCCCACUAUGGACUCCUGGGGACUCGGAACUGGGAAGUGCCUCAGGGAAGCAUUGACGAGCUGCCUAUUGAAGUCCUGAGGCACAUCUUUGCUUUCCUACCAGUGACGGACCUGUAUCAGAACCUGAGCCUGGUGUGUCGCUGCUGGAGAGAGAUUGUUGUUGAUCCUCUGUUCAUUCCUUGGAAGAAGCUCUACCAUCAGUACCUUAUGAAGGAGGACGCGGCCCUGCACAGAGUUGAACAGGUCUUGCAGGACUUUGCCAUAACAAAGGAGCAGGAAGCAUGUGUGUUGGGGCUGAUCAGGUGCGUGUCUGCCAUACCCACUGCCCCAAAGGUGGAUCCCAGUGUGGUUCUUCGGUGUUUGAAGAGUCAUCACCUCUUCCCAAAGGCUGAAGUCUGCAUCGCCAACAAACUGCCGCAUUUACAGAGCAGGAUGGGGCCUGAGAACAUGUGGGCCAUAAUUGCAGUUAUGGUGCUUUUCUCUGACGGCGUCAGGGAUAUCCGAAACUUGAUGGUGUGUCUGCAGAGACCCUGCUCCAACCUCUCUGUUGUGGAUGUGACCGAGAGGCUUUACUGCAUUGCCACUUUGCUGUAUGCGAUGAGGGACAGGAACAUUGCCAUCACUAACAGGAUCCAUUACAAUAUUUUCUACUGCCUCUAUCUGAUGGAGAAUGCUUCCAUAACUACGCAGACAGUGGAAGAGGAAACACCGGCAUCGCGCUACAGACAAGACUUAUGGGCCAGCAGCUGCCCCGAAGUAAAGCUGACCCAUGAGCAGAAAAGGAUUUUGAAUCACAAAAUUGAGCGUGGUCAAAUAGUGAAAAUUAUGGCAUUUGCAGGUACAGGAAAGACCUCAACCUUGCUCAAGUAUGCAGAGAAGUUUGCUGAUAUGAACUUCCUUUACGUGGCAUUUAACAAAGCUGUUGUAGAGAAAGGGAAAAGCGUCUUCCCCAGAAAUGUGAUGUGCAAGACUUUCCAUUCGUUAGCAUUUGGCAGUGUCGGUAAACGCUAUAAAGAAAAAGGCAAGCUAAACUUCUCCAAGAUGUCAGCUUAUUCCAUCAGUUCCCUUAUCCAGAACCGUGAGGGACAGUCACUGUUCAUAAGAGGCAAAACAGUCUUGCAGACCCUUGAAAGCUUUUUUGCCUCAUCAGAUGAAGAGAUCUGUGAAGAGCACACUCCGAUUUGGUUCAAAAAUACUCACGGCGAGAGAAAACUUGUCAGUCGAGAAGAAAAGAAAAUCAUUGUGGAAGAAGCGAGAGAGAUAUGGCACAACAUGAAGAAACUGGAUGGAGACGUAGAGAAGAAAUACAAGAUGACUUGUGACGGAUAUUUGAAACUCUGGCAGCUCAGCAAGCCUCACCUCUCGGGAUAUGAUGCCAUUUUUGUUGAUGAAGCGCAGGACUGCACUCCAGCCAUCGUGGAUAUUGUGCUAUCACAGACAUGCGGCAUAAUCCUCGUAGGAGACCCUCACCAGCAGAUCUACACCUUCCGAGGUGCUGUCAAUACCCUCUACUCAGUGCUUCACACCCAUGUUUACUACCUCACCCAGAGUUUCAGAUUUGGACCUGAAAUAGCUUAUGUUGGAGCAACCAUUCUGGAUGUCUGCAAGAGGAUCAGGAAUAAGACAUUAGUGGGUGGAAACCAGAAGGGUGAUGUGAGAGGCACCAUCGGAGGGAAGAUAACCAUGUUAUCACGAAGCAAUUUUAACGUGUUUGAGGAUGCCGUGAAGCUUACUGGGAGAGAGAGACCGAUUAAAAUACACGUAAUUGGGGGGCUUGCCCGUUUUGGCCUGAGCAAAAUUUAUGACAUUUGGAAACUCAGUCAACCUGCGGAUGAACGGAAAAAAGCAAACCUCGUUAUAAACGAUUCCUUCAUCAAAAAAUGGGAAGAAACUCAGGGCUUCCUCGGUUUAAGGGAAUACGCAGAGCGCAUCGAUGAUAAAGACCUGGAAGCGAAGAUUGCGAUAGUGGAGAAAUACAAAGAGCGCAUCCCUGAGCUGGUGCAGAAGAUUGAGCGCAGCCACGUGUCACAAGAAGCCGUAGCAGAUUAUCUAAUAGGUACCGUCCAUCAAGCCAAAGGCCUGGAGUUUGACACGGUGCUGAUUGGAGAUGACUUUGUGAAUGUACCAUGUCUUGGUGGCAAUCAGAGAAGAAUCAACUUCAGUGUCGGAAUGUAUCCCGAGGAUGAAUGGAACCUGCUCUACGUUGCAGUGACACGAGCAAAGAAGCAUUUGCUAAUGUCGAAGUCCUUGGAACACCUUCUAGCAUUGGCUGGGGAGUGUUUCCUUCGGGUGGAGCUGAUGAGUGAGGCUGCGAAGGAUGGGGCCACCGUUGUUUGUUCUGUGCCACAGUGUACGGGAACAGCGCAGUCCCAGCUGGUUGUGAAGAAGCUGCCUUUGACUCACAGCAACGGCAGCCGGGAUGUGGGUGGCUACCUUUGCCACACUUGCACGCAGAAGCACUUUGGCUCUUUGACACCGCUCACCUUUAUCCCAGCCCUCUAGGAACAACUCAUCCAGCUUUAACGAAGCCCUCUAGGUCCAUUCUCUGUGCCUUGGAGUCAUCCUGGGUGUGGAACAAGGCCUAUUGUCAUCUCCCAGCCCCAAAAUCAUGUGCAUAUUGGAGCAGAAUUUCAGACCAGCUCCAAGAGGAACCCUCCAGGCUUUCUGCAAGGAGGUACGAGACCUUUUCUGCAGCCCUACAUUGCCCUCCAGGAGCUGCUCAGCA
This is a messenger RNA of Cuculus canorus (common cuckoo), 5022 nucleotides long. It is a transcript of the gene FBH1, whose product is annotated as F-box DNA helicase 1. Gene Ontology annotation, biological process: double-strand break repair via homologous recombination; replication fork processing. The record is from RefSeq and is a predicted model, not a curated record. The transcript has 21 exons. Gene Ontology annotation, cellular component: nucleus. Gene Ontology annotation, molecular function: 3'-5' DNA helicase activity; DNA binding; hydrolase activity. NCBI's taxonomy places the organism in Eukaryota, Metazoa, Chordata, Aves, Cuculiformes, Cuculidae. The coding region runs from base 2004 to 4799 and encodes 931 amino acids.